Plasmodium inui San Antonio 1 is the source of this 1347-nucleotide messenger RNA. RefSeq lists its product as hypothetical. Bases 1 to 1347 code for a protein of 448 amino acids. The record is from RefSeq and is a predicted model, not a curated record. The transcript has 2 exons. Lineage: Eukaryota; Apicomplexa; Aconoidasida; Haemosporida; Plasmodiidae.
AUGAGAGCUCUAAUCAGCUACUUCGUGAAGAAGUGCGAACGAACCAAGUACAGACUAGAAGUCAUCGAGAGGAGAUACAAACUCUUCUCCUGCGGUGUCCCAAUGGUACUUCUCAUGUCCUUAACCAUCAGCAUAGGCACCUUCCUAAUAGAUCUGCAGUACAGAAUCAGGAACACUCGGCAGCAGAAUAUAAACAUCCGCGAAAACAAACUGAUGGAGGAAAAGAACAAGCUGCUGAAAAUCCUCAGAGAUUACGACUGCGUCAAUUACGAAAAUGUAAAAUGCAUCUCCUUCUGUGCGUCCAAUUUCUCCCCCCGCCCUUUGCCAUCGAGGAAAAAUUGCCAAGUUGUGAAAACGUCAGAGGGGGAAGGCCACGAGCAGAAUAAGGGCAAAGGUCAGUCCGAGCUAAGCUACUUAAUCGGGAAUGUAUAUAUUGGUAAAGUGUUACGUGUGGGGGGAACAGCUUCAGAGAUAGUCGCAGGGAACUCAGUCCUUGGAAAAGACAUUAUUGGCAUAUUCACCCUCAAGUGCAGAGUUAUCAACGACACAAUUGUAACGCCUUACCAUGACAUUAUCGAAUAUCCUUGCAGCCAUCUGAAAAAGGAUCAUGCAGUGUGCGCAGCGCUCCGCUCCUUUUACGAAGCUCACAUUUGCAUGAGUACCCUCAGUUGCUCAAACAAGCUGCAGUACGUUGCCAUUUUUGCGGACGAUAUUUUUCAAGUGCUCCCAUUUUUGAAGCUUCUGAUGAGCCGUAAAUUCCUCAUAGAGGUAUUUUUGUCGAGCAAGCCGAGCGGGAAACCAAAUGGGCAACCGGGUGGAGAAUCGGAUGAAGUGACAACCCCAACACAAGCGAUGCUGGAACAAUUCCACAUCAGCAGUAAGAUCAUGCAAGGACGGGUCUCCAUACGGACCCAAGACACAAACGUCCAACAGCACAUGUACGACGUAACCAACGGACUUGGAGUAAAAACCAUCGUUGUCUUCCCACAAGCCAACAGUGACAUCAGCGUUUUAAAGAGAAACAUUUUCACCAUAAGUGCGUUAAAUGCCAAUAUAGUAUGCAUGGCACACUUGGAUUACUUAAAUCCACACGAAUGUAAACUUCUGCAAGAGAAAGGCAUAACGCUCCAUUUUUUUAACCUGACCAAUUAUCUAAAUUACGAUUAUUUCAAAGUGGCCGAUGCAUUUAAUUACGUGUUAUUAUCCUUCCUAAACGGAGAUGUGGCCAUUCCAUCGGUGCCGCUAACGACCAAGUCCUUUUCCAGCAUCGAGGAAAUAUUGGCAAGUGGUGGCGCCUCCACACACGAUAGACGUUACAACGUUUACGUUAAUAGGAAUAUCCAAUGA